AUGAUUGCUAUCAGUGCACGAAUAUCGGUCGAGUUGGAUAUUUUCCGGCACAUCGUCAAUGAUGGGCCUGUAACCUCUGCUAGGUUGGCCAAGUUAUGCGGUGCCGAGGAACUCUUGAUAAUCCUCCUUUUGCGCCUUUUGUCCGCUUUGCAUUUUAUGGAGGAAGUUGCUCCAUACACAUGGGAUGCGACUCGCAUCACGAGGAUCAUUGCAACAGAAGAGAUUGCAGCUGGUCACCGAAUGAUCUCCCAAUUGAUUGUCCCUGCUAUGCAAAGCGCUCCCUCAUACUUGCAGGAAAGAGGCCGUUCAUGCCCCGCUGAUCCCGGAGACGGACUUAUGCAAUAUGCAUUUCAGAGCAAGCUUGGCACCUUUGAGCGAAUUUCAUUAGAUUCCUCAUUGCUCAAAGACUUCAACAUGUUCAUGGGUAAUACUAUGGGCGCGCGAACGUAUUGGGUUGAUUGGUACCCGGUGAAAACACGCAUUCUUGAUCGUGUAGAGCCGGAGAAACCUCUGAUUGUGGAUGUUGGCGGAGGUAAGGGCCAUGAUUUGUUGGCGUAUAAUGGUAAAUUUCCUGGUACAGGUAGAUUGGUGCUACAGGACUUGCAAGUAGUAAUGGAGUCGCUUGGGGAUUUGGACCAAGUGAUUACGAAGGUUACAUACGACUUUUUUAAGGAACAGCCUAUUAAAGGUGCAAGGGUAUACUUUUACCACCAUUUCCUGCACGAUUGGUCAGACGAUUACUGUGUCCGAAUUCUAGCGAGGGCCGUAUCUGCAAUGGCAAUAGGAUAUUCGAAAUUGCUUUUACAUGAGAUGAUUGUUCCUGAGCGUAGGGCAUCUCAGUUCCAGGCACAAUUUGACCUGACAAUGAUGGCUUUCAAUGGGGGAUUAGAACGUACAGAAAAGCAAUGGGGUGCGCUGUUGAAACGCGCUGGACUCGAUGAAAUAAAAAUAUGGCACCCUAUUGACGAAGGGGGUGAUGGAAUCAUUGAGGCAAUGAAACACUGA
Molecule: messenger RNA, 1005 nt
Organism: Talaromyces rugulosus
Lineage: Eukaryota; Fungi; Ascomycota; Eurotiomycetes; Eurotiales; Trichocomaceae
Exons: 4
Coding region: 1-1005 (334 amino acids)
Molecular function (GO): O-methyltransferase activity
Source: RefSeq, a predicted model, not a curated record